GCGCUGGCCGAGCCGGCGAACGCGCUGUCGCUGCCCACCUGGGCCGUCCACGUCUCCAGCGUCGCCGAGUGGGUGACGGCGAUGGCGCUGGUCUGGGACUACGGGGAGCGCACGGGGUUGAAGGGCUGGAAGGGCCUCUCAUGGGGGAUGGUUCCGCUUCUCGGCGGGGCGAUGUGCGCGUGCACGUGGCAUUUCUUCUACAAUUCAGAGUCUCUCGAGGUACUUGUGGCGCUUCAAGGUGCGCUUACAGUGAUCGGUAACAUAACAAUGUGCAUAGCUGCGUACCGCAUCUACAAAGGGUCCCAAGAAAGCACUAACAGCAACAGUCCAUAACCUGUGUAUGCACUCUUUCUCGAACAUCUGUCUGUCGGGUGGAAGCUUCAGCUUCUUUUUCCUUCUUACUAAGAGUUUUUCUUCUGUAGAUUUGAAUACCGUUCUUAAUUUGUAAAUCUGUCACACCUGAUUCGAGAAAAUGCAAAUGAUGGAUGCAAAGAAGGUAGACAAAGAAA
Molecule: messenger RNA, 509 nt
Organism: Triticum urartu
Lineage: Eukaryota; Viridiplantae; Streptophyta; Magnoliopsida; Poales; Poaceae
Product: YCF49-like protein
Source: RefSeq, a predicted model, not a curated record